This is a messenger RNA of Homarus americanus (American lobster), 4530 nucleotides long. RefSeq names its product myc proto-oncogene protein-like. The record is from RefSeq and is a predicted model, not a curated record. NCBI's taxonomy places the organism in Eukaryota, Metazoa, Arthropoda, Malacostraca, Decapoda, Nephropidae. The coding region runs from base 194 to 1825 and encodes 543 amino acids. The transcript has 3 exons. Gene Ontology annotation, biological process: regulation of transcription by RNA polymerase II. Gene Ontology annotation, molecular function: DNA-binding transcription factor activity, RNA polymerase II-specific; RNA polymerase II cis-regulatory region sequence-specific DNA binding; protein dimerization activity.
UGAAGCAGACGAAGCCUGUCACAUUCCCGCGCUACGAUUUGGCGCGAAAAGGCGUGUAUAGUGUUUGCCGUAGGUGUCGCGCAUAGAUGUGAACUGACGGAAGGCGACUCAUAGGUUUUGAAGUUGAGGAACAUUGGGGUGACCUGUAGAAGGCUACCAACACAACUGGCAGUGUGCAUCUACCGAAUCAAUAAUGCCCAUCCCACCUACAAGUGACAGACAGACACUUGUCAAGCAUUGCAACGCACAGGAUCGACUUUGGUUGAGCCCAAACACAAUGCUGGAGUUGGACCCGGAUGCAGAGUGGUCCCAAGAGGGGCCCUCACUCUCUAACGACAUCUGGAAGAAGUUCGAGCUGAUCCUGACACCGCCCCGCUCUCCCCUGAGAGAGACAGACAUCGACCUCCUGUCGCCCUUCCCUGGUAAAGACAUGUUCAACCUGAAGACAGAAGGUAUGGAUUUCGACAUAGACUUCGGCAACACCCUAGAGAUGCCGCUACUGGAGGAAGAUGAUCUCUACUUCGACCUCGACUCUAUAGAUCUGGAUAACAACCUGCCAUAUGACCUUCCAGGAGGUGGGCCAGUUGGCUUGCCCUGCACCCAUGGGCUAGGACGAGGCACAUGCACCAGCUGUACACAGUUGGCGCUAGCUGGCUCUGAGUUGCGACACGACUGCAUGUGGGUAGGGACUUGUACUGCCGAGGCCCACAACCACAGUCACUACCGCCGCCCCCGCAUACACAAGGACUCCGGUUCACAGAUCACAGAGCUCCUAAUGGAGUGCUCGUCAACAGUGCUGGAGGGCGCGGCGGGGUUCACACACAUCACAGACCUAGACUGUACAGACUCGGGGGACUCACAUUUGGACGUCGCGGAGACGAGUCUUCACCAACAGUUCUCCGGCAACCACAUCGCGCGGCCAGAUACACCGUCCGAGUCUUCAGAAACAGACACCGACGAGGAUAUUGACCACUACGACGACGACGACGACGAGUGUCCAAGAGGGGAGGAGCUGUACGGCGUAUGUCACGAAGAAGAAGUUUACACUAGCGAAACGCCCACGUCAUCAGGCAUCGUGCACGUCGACCACAGCUACCACUGCGUAAGAAUACCCUCGCCCACCCCCACAGCAUCGUCAUCAACUUCGCCCUCUCAUUACAACCGCUCGUCACUCCUACAUACGCCGUCAGAUUCUGAAGACGAAAUCGAUGUGGUGAGUGUUAAGAGUCCAGACCGUGCCCACACGGGCACUUCGAGAAGCACGAGCAAGAGGUACGGCGACACCACCUUCAUUGCUACUACUACCAGCGGCGGCAUGAAGAAGAUCGUAAAGGUACGCACUGGAACGCUCCCUGCCAAGCCCUCCCGGCGGAUGAGGAAGCAACUGCAGCAGGCUAUGGCAGCGGGAGUCAAAAGACGGACUAAUGGUGCCUCAGGUCACAACAGCGUUGUGCUUCUCCGGAAGGCUGGCGUUUCUACUUCAUCCCUUAAGACACCCAAGCGACUUCAGAGAAGCUUAGGGUCACGGAAACGCAGGGCCCCUAAGUCAGACUCUGACGAUCCCGAAAAGCGACAGAUGCACAAUUCACUGGAGCGCAUGAGGAGAGUGGAUCUCCGUAAUGCCUUUGAAUAUCUACGGGUGUUAGUUCCAGAGUUGAGUGAUCGCGAGAAAGCCCCCAAAGUGGAAAUCCUGAAGAAAGCAUCUGACCACUGUCACGGUGUUUCUGUAAAAGAGCAGACUCUUAUGCACGAGAAGGAACGGCAUAAGCGGUACCACAAUGACCUAAGGAAACGGUUACUUGCGUUACAGAGACAACUACGCUAAUUAAAUUGGUUUUAAACUUUUUAUUGUUAGUCAAAUUAGAUGGAGGUGGGGCAAGCCUGAGGGUAUACCCCCAGACCACAGUGGUGCCUGCAUAAGGCUUUGGUCGCACUGGUGGUCUCCCUUAAGUUGAAAUGUAGAGUAAUACGGUAUGUAAUGUGUGUGUAUUUGCGUAAGCUCGGGGCGGCUUCUCGCUUCUGGAGUGUUUACGUUACAGUUUAUAUAUUUUUUGAGUUGAGGGAGGGCAUCAGUGUGCUCUAGGCCUUUAGCUUAAUAUUUUUUUAGAAGGGGUUUAGUGUUCAAAACUAGGCCUCAGACAAGCUUGUUAUGUCCAAGGACGAGUGUAAACGUAUUAGCAGCAGCACAGCCCAAUGCAGCUUGACCUGACUUCUUUUCAUUUUAUGAAAAUAGUUAUGAAGGAUCUAAAGGGUUUAGCGACGUCUUACCCAGCAGCUGUAGUUCAAUUUUUUUGUGGACUUGUUAUUAUGGACUUCGGGGAUGUACAUGUGUACAUAAGAGAUAGGCUUAGUAGUCUAAUGUGUAAAUCAAAUGUGUGUACACAAGUUGAAUAUUAAUUAUUCUAUUUAGUAUUUAGGGUUUGGUCACGGACGUACCUUUCUUCAGCAAUCUGUGUGUGUUGUACGUGCAGGGAGCUUGUACAGUAUAGAUUACCUACCAAUUAUUUUGUGAUAUAUGUAUGAUACACUGUAUAUCUUGUAGUGGCAGGGUAGGGCAGGGCAGGGCCUGGCCGAGGGAGUUAUCUGGCUCAGGUGUAGUGAGGCGGUGUAUAUGCGCACGUCUGUGGGUACUGUCACUCUCCGUGGGUGCUGUCGCCCACACAAUGGUGUCUAGAAGAAAUUCAUUCUUGGGUGAUAUAUUUAUAGGUCAUGGAGAUAUGUUGUCUUGUGUAAAUAUUUUUGUUUUAUUGAUUUGCUACAAUUUAUAUAUUCAUGUUUUGUUCUAAUUUGAUCACACUUAACUGGUUAAUGUUGGUAAGUUAUAAUAAUUGGUUUCAAACCGAGUUACUGAUUAGCUCUAUACUUGCGCUAUUUUUAAUAUAUAAUGUAGUUACUAUGUGUGCAUUUAAAUACAUAAUUUAUGCAUUUUCCUUGAUGUCCACGUCAUGAUCAUAUUGACCCCAUAACAAAUAUGUUAAGUUUAAUGUAAAUUCCACUAAAAUAAACUUCCGGGUAUCAUAUAGCUUAGUAUGUAAAAUGCUAUUUUUUUUUAUUAUUGUUGUUAUAUGUCCAUUAUUUUAAAAGGGCAUGUAUAUGUUGCCAUUUUGUGUAGGAGAGGGUUGCAUUGCCAUGUAGGCAAGAACUACAUACCACUCGGUCUACCCUUUGUGUUGCCAUGACUAGAAUUAAGGAGAGGUAACUUGCACCGUAUCCUCCACCACCAACACACCUUCCGGAUAUAUCACACCUCAGACAUUACGUCCAUUUAAGGAGUCCCCGUUUGUUGCCAGUUUUUUUAACCCCCUGCCCUUCUCCAUUGAUAAUCAUCAUCAAAUCCUUUAUACAUCAUCCCUCGCAUAAUCAUUAUUUAUCUCCAUGCCAUACAUUUACAGUAUAUCAUCAUCAUCACUAUCGCCAUUUCAUGUGUCUUUGUCGUUGUUACCAUGUGUAAAGUUAUCGCGUGUGUUAUGUGUUCUCAUUCAUCUGACUUACACACUUUUCAUUCAUUGUUGUUACAUUCAUUCUCAUUUUCAUCAUUCUUUAUAGUAUAUUUUCCCUUUUCUUCCUCCUCCUCCCUGUCACUUAAAAAGACGCAGUGGAUGUUCCUCAUAUUUACAUCCACUCCCACCAUCAUUCCUCGCAUUGAAAGUUAGUUAAUCAAGCCCACAGCUCCAAACUGUCCUAAUUAUUAACCAAGAGCCAGUAGUUGAGAAGUUUGCAACGUGAAUGUAUCAUUAUGUUUCGUCUCACCAAAGGGUUAGAGAAUAUCCCGAGUUUUGUUUAUAAUCUGGGGGGCAAGUGUGAUCUUGCUGCACGAAAGGGCAUUAUACCUUUUGUUAAGCUGUAGUACAUCAUUAGUUAAAUGAACGACCUUUUUAUUUUUCAGUCUCGGUAGAUCACGUAUUUGUUUUUGUGUACGAGGCUGUCUUUUAAAUGCCUUUUCAAUUUUAUUUGCCAUUGAAAUUGUUUAUCACUGGUAAAUGUAUACAUUUCAUGUAUUGUAUAUUUGGUAUUUAGAUGUUUUAUUUGACUUUUUUUACCACUAGUUAUUAUGUAUAGUAUACAAUGUACAGCAGAUGUGUUGUGAGGAAUAUGGGCCGGGCACUGUCAAAGAUUUUGUUGCUGUACCUUUAGGAAUAAAAGUACUCAAAACAGUGGUAGAUAGAUAGAUAAAUGCUUUACACCACCGUCCCCAACUCUCCCUUCUCAGGCACUGGCUCUCUCACUUGCUUCGUCAAGAGCAGGAGUAUAAUCAUCACUGUUUUUGCUAUUUGCUCUUCAGUAUGCCAUAUUAAGUAUUCGUGUGAGCAAGUACCAGAGCAUAAUUCAGAAUUUGUUCCGUUCCUUUCACUAACCGUUUUUUAGGUACAGUAAGCGUGACUUGCAUUUAAUUUAUCGUGAAUGGACACCAGCAAAAUUGUAAAUAUCUCUUAAUAUUUUAAAUUGAAAAGUGUAAGGUCAAAGCUACUGCAUCUGAUGAGUUAAUUGAGUCGACCAAAUCCUAAUCAAGGAGCCAGUGGCUAUAAAUCA